AUGGUUCUUGAUGGUUGUUUUCUUCUCGUAUUGUUCCUAACUAAUGCAGGAAAAAUCCCAAAGGAAAAUGCAAUUUUUAGUAUGCCUUGGGCUCUUCCAUCUAUUAGGAGAGAUCUUCUUCUUCUAGGAAAUCAAAUUCCACUGGUUGUUCUACAGACUCUACUAGACACAGCAAUUUUUUUGCAGCCAAGUGAUUUACAAGAAAUCGCUCUUAAGUUCUUCAACGGUUGCUUUAAAGUUGGAGAACAAUCUUUGGUAAAGAAACACCCCAAAUUUGAAGCAAAGCAUCUUCUUGAUCUGAUCCGUCAGACUUUGAUUCUCAUUCAACCUCACGCUGAAGGAGACAAAAAUGCUGCCAUUCUCAUUCAACCUCCUCAAACUACUAGUGUUACAACUCCAGCUGAAGGAGACAACAAUGCUGCCAUUCUCAGUCAACCUCCUCAAACUACUAGUGGUACAAUUCCAGCUGAAGGAGACAACAAUGCUGCCAUUCUCAAUCAACCUCCUCAAACUACUAGUGUUACAAUUCCAGCUGAAGGAGACAACAAUGCUUCCAUUGCACGUCAGACUAGGUUAACAUUGCCAGUGAACAAGCUUCGUAGCCGUGGCGUUAAAUUUGAGGUCAAGAAGGGUGCACGGACAUUAUUGGAUAUAAGUUUCAAAAAUGGCGUACUUCAAAUUCCAGAAAUAAUCCUGGAUGAUUUUAUUAGCGUUUUUUUGUUAAAUUGCAUUGCAUUUGAGCAGUUCCAUGCAAAUUCAACAACCGAGAUAACAAGCUACGCUAUGUUCAUGGGCUGCCUUAUUAACAGUGAGAGAGAUGCAGCAUAUCUUGCUGAGAAAGGGAUCAUACAGAAUUAUCUCGGAACAGAUCAAGAUGAUGUGUCUCGAUUUUUCAAGAGAAUCUUAAAUGAUUAUGUGUUUGAUGACGAAAAUAGCUACUUGGCAGAUGUAAUCAAGGAUGUAGACGAGUAUUCUUCGAAUGGUUGUAAUGUGAGGUGGGCAAGUUUCAAGCAAACUUACGUGGGUUCUCUAUGGAUUGCUUUAUCAAAGUUAGCCGCUUUAGCUAUUCUUUUGCUUACGAUAGCUCAAGUGGUCUUGGCAGCUAUUGCUUUAAAAAGCGGCAACAAACAAGGUUGA
Molecule: messenger RNA, 1137 nt
Organism: Camelina sativa (false flax)
Lineage: Eukaryota; Viridiplantae; Streptophyta; Magnoliopsida; Brassicales; Brassicaceae
Product: UPF0481 protein At3g47200-like
Source: RefSeq, a predicted model, not a curated record